This is a messenger RNA of Candidula unifasciata, 1440 nucleotides long. NCBI's taxonomy places the organism in Eukaryota, Metazoa, Mollusca, Gastropoda, Stylommatophora, Geomitridae. The record is from the annotation of a GenBank genome assembly.
AUGUUUACAGCAGACUCAGAUAGAAGUGCCUCAACGAUCUCCCCCCUGAGUUCUAAUAUCUGCAGCAGUAUGGUGUCCAGUAUAUAUGAGACGUCCAUGAACACCCCGGGGGGUGAGAGUGAUGCCGUUCCUCAUGUUGAGGGGGGUGAUGCCGGUCCUGACUCUGCAGAUGGUAUUCAAGCUCUAGUAAGUACUGCCGUGGUCAUGUUUGGGUCAAGUUGCAGCUCUUCCGAGGACCUGCCCAGCAUUUAUGACCACCCAAGAGAAUCUCACCUUUCAUCAAGAAAGAAACCACAUACUAAACAUAAAGAGCCUUCAUCCCAGCGUAAGAUCACAUCUGAAGUUAACGGACUCGCAGAAGGUUCUUCAGUCUGUGUUCCAGAAAUGCAACCUGAUUCUCAGGGAGGUUCGGUUACUAGAACUUACCCGCAGGCAAAUUCAAAUAUUUCUCAGAAUGUUGUCUUGGCUUCCAACUCAGCUGAGGGGGAGUAUGAUGAGGAUAAUGACAGUGAUGAAGGUGAAGAGGAGGAUCUGGUACCUAAGUAUGCCUUUCAUCAUUUAAACCACCGCCUGACACUCUACUUGAUGAUGUCACUGUUUGGAACAGAUGAGGAGUUUGAUUGCAAACUGCAGGGUGAAGUUGUGCAAUACAUUGUGGAGAAAUCCUACGAGGGAUUGUUGGUCAUGUCUUCAGCCAGAUUCUACAUCCUGAAAAUCACAUCUGAGGAUCACAGCCAACCACCAGACCAUUGGCUGCACUGUGUAGAGAUUCAACCCAUUCCAGAACUGCGCUACAUUGAUGUGGGGCUGGGUGGCCAGACUUUUCGCCUGGAGUUUGUCACCGACUGUUCCAGUUACACAUUUGUCACCCGCAACCAUGACAAGACUGUCCAGUUUGUGGAGCUGCUGCACACCAACCUGGCCAAGUAUGCGGUGUCUCAAGGUAUUGCAUCUCACGUAGUGGUCAGUGACGACAUAGAUGAAGCGACCUUGAACAACCUGGACCGGGACGUGGUCUCCAAGCUGGCUGCUGACCAGAGGAUGCUGCACUACUGUAUGGGGUUUAUCGAGAGAGGCAAUCAGAAACUGUUCCCUGUCAGUUUUGUCAUCACGACCUCCGACAUCUGCCUGGUGUGCGCCAACCUCCAGUGGCCACAGCCUCGCCUGCAAGCUGCCAUCUCCGAGGAGACUGUAGGCAAACAGUUCACGGUGCUGGAGCGACAGAAAGUCAGCAACGUGGCAGCAGCGGAAGUGUGUGAAACGACCAUGAAGAAAAUUCGGCUGGAACUCUUCAAUGAGACCGAGGGAACUUCGACCAGUUGGAAUAUCACCCUGGCUUCAAAACAGAGCACGGUGGACUUCAUCAACGCUCUCAGCCAGCCUUGGGCUAAAGAGUUUGGGGUGGAUAUGGACGUCGUCUACGCAGAUCUUCCUUUUUGA